AGGGCAGCGCGUGAACCAAAACGCGUGGUAUUAACACACAGAAAGGCCUCCAAUGUGUGUAAAUUGUGACACACCAACACACAUUUAGAGAGAACCCGAAGGAUCCGUCAACGCGCCGCGAUUCGGUCGGAUUAUUCAUCUCCGAAAAACCCUACCUUUUGACCACCUACCCAGGGCCAGUUUGUUACCAUCCAUCACCCUCUUCUUUCUCUCUCUUUCUUUCUUUCUCUCUCCUCUCACACACACAAACACCAAAAACACAUACUAGUUCUCUCUUCUUCGAUACUGGCUUAUGGUAUUCCCGCCUCUCGACACAACAAUUCCUAAACCCUAGCUUUCUCUCUCUGUCUCUAUCUCUUUCUCUUUCGUUUUUUUUUUCUUCAGUAAUCCUUGUUACUUCUGGAAGGAAAAAGAUUGGGUCUUUUAAAGGUUUGAAUACAUGUCCGUCAAUCAAUCGAAGGGUGACAAGAACGAGCCGCAGCAGUACAGAAGAGUAGGUCGAUCCGGUAACUCAUCCUUGCCAAGGAACUACUCCGGUGGUGGUGGGAAGGGCGGCGGCGGCGGCGGAGGAGGAGGAAGUAACACCGCCCCGCCAUCCUCCUCCUCUUAUUCUUCGCAGAGAAGCUUUAAGAAGACGAAUAACCAUGCUCAAGGAGUACAACCUAGGGUAAACACCCCGAUUACAAAUUCAAAUUCGGAUUUGUCGAAUUCUUCUACUCCCGGAGGCGCUAGUGUAACCAAUGGCGCACAUUUACAACCGCCGGCACGAGGUGCACCUGGUGCUCCAUCUACAGGAGCUACUCCAAAGCCAUCUGAAACACCAAUUCAGAAGAACACCAACACCCCCGGCCUCCCAAAGGCUCCUCCACAGGGUAACACAGCUGUUCCCAGUUCUGAUGUUACUGGUCCUUCAACUCCAACAAAAGGUCCUGCAGAUGCUUCUAGGGCAUUUCAACUUCAAUUUGGAUCAAUCAGUCCUGGUAUCAUGAAUGUAAUGCAGAUACCCGCUCGAACUAGCUCUGCCCCACCAAAUUUUGAUGAACAGAAACAAGCUCAAGCUCGUGUUGAUUCCUUAAAAGCUAAUAAACUUCCAACUCCAUCAAUCCCAAAACAAAGAAAAGAUGAUGUUUCUGUUUCUGUUUCUGUUGUUCAAAGUAAUGCCCCUGAGAUUCAUCAUUCUAUUCCAAAACCUAAAAAAGAAAACCAAACUUUAUCUACCCAUUCUACCCCUCAAAAGCUGCCAGGUCCACCAAUCCCUGGUGUUUCAAUGCAAAUGCCAUUUCACCAUUCUCCAAUACACGUCCCUUACCCUACUCCAAAUCCCCAAAUGCAAUCACAAGGAAUGCCAAAUAUGCCCCUCCCAAUGCCCUUACCAAUGGGGAAUCCACCACAACAAGUAUUCGUGACACAUCAUCCAAUGCAGCCACAAGGGAUCAUCCAUCAAGGUCAAGGUAUCAACUUUUCUUCUCCACAAAUGCCACCUCAGCUUGCCAACAUGGCAAUUGGUGUUGGACAACAUUACCAGUCACCACCACCACCACCCACCGGAAAACUCGGUGGUCACCGGAAAACCGUGAAAAUCACACACCCUGACACUCAUGAAGAGCUCAGACUUGAUAAAGGGUCAACCCCCCCUAGGCCCCACCUCCCUCAUGGGUCCCAGCCUCUUCCUUCUUUUCCACCUGGACACCCCAUGAAUUUCUAUUCUAACUCUUUUAACCCUAACCCUAUUUUCUUCCAACCACCUAAUAAUUCACAAACACAACCACAACCACAAACACAAACAAAUAGUGGAUCUCAGCCACCUAGGUUUUAUAAUCAGGUGACAGUGAAACCAGCUGCUAAUGUUGUAGUACAUGAAAAGGUUAGUGUUAGUGAGUCAUCUUUGUUAGGUAGUGUACCUGUUAAUGACAAAAAUGACAAAAAUGACCUCCCCAAAAGAAGUGAAAGAACACAUGUGGAAGCUUCUGUUCUUCUUUCUCAAAAGGAACCUGAAGUUAAACCAUCUAAUGCCUCUUUUGGCUCUUUCCAAUCUGAGAAUUCAACAAAUUUGGUUUCUUCUGUUGAGGAUUUGGCCCCACUUGUUAAAGAUGAACAGAUAAAGCCAGAAAUGAAGAUAGGUGAACAGUUGGAUACUCCUUCAAGCUCUUCUUCAGAAGCAUUAAAGUCAACUCCUGUAAUGGAAGUCAACGAGGAGGUUUCAGAAACCACCGAUAAAGUGGUGGCUGUGGAUGUUGCCGCCAAUGCCACUGGCGGGUUUUUAGGUGGUAGUGGUGAAGAAGGGGUAAACUCCAGUGAAAAAAUUGUGAUCGAGACAAAUCUUGAAACCCCCCUUAAAAAUCAAGAUCCAAAGGUCGAAUCUUUGGAGUCAAAAGAACAAGAAAAAGAUUCGAUUUUUCCCACCAAUGAGCCCGAGGACACUAAAAUCAAUGAUGAUCAAAUCUUGAAAUCAGAUAUUCAAGUUGAUAUUUCCGUUUCUACCCCUGAAGAGGAUAUGGGGAAGAGUGAAAACUCAGUGCCUUCAAUGGAUCCAUCCUUACCUGAUUCCGCAAAGACCAAGGGCAAUUUGGGUAUUUCAAAUACAAAUACCAACACAAACACAUCUAAAUCAAAAAAGAAAAGAAGGGAUAUUUUGAAAUUUGCAGAUGCUCAAGGGACAACUUCUGAUCUUUACAUGGCAUACAAAGGUCCAGAAGAAAAGAAAGAAACCCCAUGUUCUGAAACCCUAGAAGAAGCCUCUUCAAUACCUCAAAAUCAAGAUAUUGAUGAAAAAGAAAAACAUGUCAACAAAUUUGAACCUGAUGAUUGGGAAGAUGCUGCGGACAUUUCUACCCCUAAGCUUGAAACAAUUGAGAAUGAAGGAUUAUCCAAAAAGUACUCAAGAGAUUUCUUACUAAAAUUCUCUGAACAAUGUAAUGAACUCCCUCUAGGGUUUGAGCUCACACCCGAUAUAGCCGAGGCGGUGAUGUCAAAUCUUGCUGCCCGGGAACCUCGGGCAGCUGCCCGGACACUUGACCGCCGCCCGAGUAAUGUCGGGCAUGAUGACCGGUGGAGUAAAGGGCAAACGGGUGUGAACUUCACCGGAAAUGUCCCGGGAUUUAGGCCGGUUCAUGGCGGUGUUUUGAGAAACCCGCGGGCUCAGCCGGUGUUUUCCGGCGGGAUCUUGGCGGGCCCGUUGCAGUCGCCAGGUGUCAUGCAAAGGAACAACUCUGAUUCGGACAGGUGGCAGCGUGUGAGUGGUGGGAAUAAUCAAAGAGGGUUAAUCCCGUCUCCAAACACUCCAAUGCAAGUGAUGCAUAAAGCUGAGAGAAAAUACGAAGUGGGAAAAGUAACAGAUGAAGAACAAGCUAAACAAAGACAAUUAAAGGGAAUUUUGAACAAAUUAACACCUCAAAACUUCGAGAAGCUUUUUGAACAAGUCAAACAAGUCAACAUUGACAAUGCGAACACUUUAUCGGGUGUAAUUAAUCAGAUUUUUGAUAAAGCGUUAAUGGAGCCCACUUUUUGCGAAAUGUACGCUAACUUUUGUUCAAGGCUUUCUGUCGAAUUACCGGAUUUUAGUGAAGAUAAUGAGAAAAUCACUUUUAAAAGAUUACUUUUGAAUAAAUGUCAAGAGGAAUUUGAACGAGGUGAACGUGAAGAACAAGAGGCGAAUAGAACUGAAGAAGAAGGUGAAGUGAAACAAACCGAAGAGGAGAGAGAAGAGAAGAGAGUGAAAGCGAGAAGACGAAUGUUGGGGAAUAUAAGAUUAAUCGGUGAAUUAUAUAAAAAAAAAAUGUUGACUGAAAGAAUAAUGCACGAAUGUAUAAAGAAGCUAUUAGGUCAAUAUCAAAGUCAAAAUCAGAAUCCCGAUGAAGAAGAUAUCGAAUCAUUAUGCAAAUUAAUGAGCACAAUUGGAGUAAUGAUAGAUCAUCCACGUGCUAAAGAACACAUCGACGUGUAUUUUGACACAAUGUUGAGAUUAUCAAACAACAUGAAACUUUCUUCACGUGUCAGAUUCAUGUUAAAAGACGUAAUUGAUUUAAGAAAAAACAAAUGGCAACAAAGAAGAAAAAUCGAAGGCCCAAAAAAAAUCGAUGAAGUACACCGAGACGCAGCCCAAGAACGACAUGCCCAGUCCACCCGUUUGGCCCGCGGGCCGAGUUUCAACUCUUCCACCCGCCGGGUCGGACCCGGUCCGGGUCAGAAUCUGGGUCAUAACCCGGGUCAAGGCCAUUUGUUACCGUCUCCGAAUUCGGGUUUUCGCGGGAUGGGUCCGGGUCGCGGGUAUAACCAAGAUGCGAGAUUUGAUUUUGAAAACCGGACUUUGUCGAUUCCGUUGAGACCGAUGAGUGAAAAUGAUGGAAUUACCCUUGGCCCACAAGGUGGGUUAGCUAGAGGGAUGUCGGUUAGAGGUCACCCUAACCACCACCACCAACCCGAACCGAGUCCGAGUCCGAGUCCGAGUCCGCGGGUCCCGGUUGGUCCGAACGGGUCGAGUCAACCGGGUUAUGACUCGCCGUCGGCUCGAGUGUGGGUCCCGGCUCCGGUUCAAGAUAAGGUGUGGCCGGCAGAACGGUUACGUGAUAUGUCAAUGGAGGCGAUUAAAGAGUUUUAUAGUGCGAGAGAUGAGAAGGAAGUGGCGAUGUGUGUAAAGGAAUUGAAUGCACCGAGUUUUUACCCUUCGAUGAUAUCGAUUUGGGUGAAUGAUUCUUUCGAGAGGAAAGAAGUGGAUCGGGAUUCACUCGCUAAGCUUCUUGUGAAUCUUGGAAAAUCUCAAGAUGGAAUACUAAAUCAAGAAUCACUUGUUCGAGGAUUGGAAUCGGUUCUUGGAGCGUUAGAAGACUCGGUGAAUGAUGCUCCGAAGGCAGCGGAAUAUCUUGGGAGGAUCAUCGGGAGGAUGCUCAUAGGAAAUGUGGUCCCGUAUAAGGAGGUGUGGCGGCUGAUAUACGAAGGGGGGGAGGAGCCAGGGCGGCUGGUGGAGGUGGGACUGGCGGCGGAGGUGGUGGGGGUGAUUUUGGAGAUGAUUGAAUCGGAAAAAGGGAAUCAGUUUUUGAAUGGGAUUCGGAAAGAGUCUAAUCUUCGUGUGGAGGAGUUUCGGCCUUCAAAUAGUAAAAAAGCGUUGAGAAUAGAUAAGUUUGUUUAGAGGGAGUGAUAUUGAUGCUUGUUGAAUCUUUGGUUAGAAAAAACAAAAAUGGAAGUGUUUUAGUGUCGAGGGUUGGAUAGGAAGAAUUAUAUAUGUUUUGGGGGGUUUUGUGAUUCUUUUUUUUUUUUUUUUUUUAUUAUUUUAUAUUUGUUAACUUCAAAAUGAUUAUUAUCUGCAAUUGCAAAAAGGUUCAAAUGA
This is a messenger RNA of Lactuca sativa (garden lettuce), 5323 nucleotides long. RefSeq names its product eukaryotic translation initiation factor 4G. Gene Ontology annotation, cellular component: eukaryotic translation initiation factor 4F complex. Gene Ontology annotation, molecular function: mRNA binding; translation initiation factor activity; protein binding. The record is from RefSeq and is a predicted model, not a curated record. NCBI's taxonomy places the organism in Eukaryota, Viridiplantae, Streptophyta, Magnoliopsida, Asterales, Asteraceae.